UUUUUUCUCUUCCAGAUUUUAAUAUGAAUUCGAGGCACGUAUUGUUUCAAGAAGAGCUUCAGCCUCAGUGAGAAAAAAGAAAAAAAAAAAAAAACGGAAGACGUCGUCGCGUUUCGCCUUCCUUGAGUUUUACUUUUCGAGUUUCAGCUUCGCCAUGUGGUUUGUGUUCGUCAUUUGCAUCCUCUUUUGUGAGAGAGUUCAUGGAGGUGACUACAUAGCCCCGAAGAACAAAGAGACAUGGAGCUAUGUGGAAGUGCGUCCUGGAGCUCACAUGUUCUGGUGGCUUUACUAUACCAAUGCCAAUGCCUCUUAUACACAACGACCUCUUAUCAUAUGGCUUCAAGGAGGACCUGGUGCUUCCUCCACUGGCUAUGGAAACUUUAUGGAGAUUGGGCCCAUCGAUGUGGGGUCCGAUCCGAGAAAAGUCAAUUGGGUGAAUGAGGCAAAUGUGCUGUUUGUGGACAAUCCUGUUGGUACAGGGUUCAGUUAUGUCCAGAACAAAUCUCUCUAUGCCAGAAACAACUCCAUGAUUGCCGAUGAUCUUGUGACACUCUUCUCGUCGUUUCUUAAAAAAGUCCCUGAGUUUCAGAAAGUUUCUACCUACAUAUUUGGGGAAUCAUAUGGAGGGAAGAUGGCAGUUGGUUUUGCAAAAGCUUUGAACAAGGCAGCAGUAGCUGGGAAGGUGAAAUGCAACCUCCAAGGUGUUGCUCUUGGUGAUUCUUGGAUCUCUCCAGUGGAAUCUAUGCUGUCAUGGCCACCAUUCCUUUAUGCGACGUCCUUCCUUGAUGAAGAGGGAUACCAGAAGGUGCAAAAGUUGGCAGAUGCAACUGCAGAUGAAGUGAAAAAGGGGAAUGGGAAGGCAGCAACUGAACUUUGGAUGAAAACUGAGUCACUGGUGGAAAACCUCACACAUGGUGUUGAUUGGUACAACAUUCUUCAUUUGGAUGCUGAUGUUCAAAGUCUGAAUGCAGUCACCGUGGAGAAAAAGCCUCGUAGGGGAAUUCUCAGCUAUGAUCGACAUGUAGGCCUUCUCCAGGGGGGGAACCUGAAGGAUCUGAUGAAUGGCGUCAUUCGGCGUAAGUUACGUAUCAUCCCUGAGAAUGUUACUUGGGGAGGACAGAGUGAUGAGGUGUUUGCUGCUCUUGAAGCUGAUUUCAUGGAACCAGUUACCGAUGAUGUUGAAUUUCUGUUGAACAGGACUAACUUGUCUGUCAUCGUGUACAAUGGUCAAUUGGAUCUAAUUGUUGCGACUCAGGGAACAGAGAACUGGGUGAUGAAACUGCUGUGGCCUGGGGUGAAGGGAUGGAGAAGCACAGAGCGAGUGGCUAUCCCUUUGCCUCAUAUCAAGACUGCAGCUUUUUACAAGCAGUACAAAAACCUUUGUUUUUACUGGAUCCUGCAGGCAGGCCAUAUGGUGCCUGCAGAUGCACCUGAAGCAAUGCUGGAGGCCAUGAAGCAUGCUACUAACAUUCAUGGAUGAAACCAAGCACUUUGUCUGUGAUUCAGAAACUCAAUUGUGAUGAUGAUGAUGAACCAAUGUUGUUUCAUGUGUUCCAUUUUGCACUGGUCAUUUUUUCAUUAUUGUUGCAUUCCUUUAUCAAUUCUUCAACUCUGUUUUGAAUAAAGUAUGCUUAGUGAAUUCAUA
This is a messenger RNA of Darwinula stevensoni, 1645 nucleotides long. The record is from the annotation of a GenBank genome assembly. NCBI's taxonomy places the organism in Eukaryota, Metazoa, Arthropoda, Ostracoda, Podocopida, Darwinulidae.